Theileria orientalis strain Shintoku is the source of this 4836-nucleotide messenger RNA. RefSeq lists its product as hypothetical. The transcript is spliced from 3 exons. The coding region runs from base 1 to 4836 and encodes 1611 amino acids. The record is from RefSeq and is a predicted model, not a curated record. NCBI's taxonomy places the organism in Eukaryota, Apicomplexa, Aconoidasida, Piroplasmida, Theileriidae.
AUGACCAUCAUUGUAGGUAUUAUAUGUUUUGUGAUAUUCCAGGUCAUCAUAAUAUGCUUUUUAAUAUUUAUAAUAUCUUACAAUGGUAACAUUUUUGUAAAAUCCGGCGAGGCCGCUCCAUCUAGAACACAGCAGGGCACGAACUCAAUCCCCGCCGAGUCUAGUCACGUAGACUCGAGACCCCCUGACCCUAAACCCGCAGAACCUAGUCCGGAACCUAAUCCAGAACCUACUUCAGCACAUUAUGUUUCUCAAGGUUCUACUCCCACGGACACAACACCCCCGAGUUUUAUGCCUGGUGGAUUUAAACUCCCAGAGUUUACAAAUCCAGCCAGUUCAGAAUAUCGCAGAUUAUUAGAUUUAAGUUGCAAUGAGCUCAAAAACUUGCAGCAGUUGGUUGCCAACCAUGAGUUUGAGAUUUUAAAGCUUAAUAGGCUAAUUGGUUUAAAUGAACAGAAAGAAAAGCUAAGAACGUUGGAUGAUCUUAUUGCAAACGCUUGCGCUUCUCCGGCCGAUUGUGAUAAAUCAGCUAGUUCUACAUCUCAGUCGUCCAAGAAUGAUGCAUCCUGUUCUACUGAUGUUUUUGCCAGAAAUGAUGCUUCUAGUGCUACUGAUCCUACUACCCAAAGAGAUGCUGGUGUUUCCACUGACAUCUCCUUCAGAAAAGAUGCAUCCAGCUGUACUGAAGUUUCAGUCAGAAAAGAUGCAUCCAGCUCUAUUGAAGUAUCACCCAAAAGAGAUGCCUCUAGUGCUACUGAUGUUACUUCCAAAAGAGAUACCUCUAGUGCUACUGAUGCUACUUCCAAAAGAGAUGCUGGUGUUUCCACUGACAUCUCCUUCAGAAAAGAUGCAUCCAGCUGUACUGAAGUUUCAGUCAGAAAAGAUGCAUCCAGCUCUAUUGAAGUAUCACCCAAAAGAGAUGCCUCUAGUGCUACUGAUGUUACUUCCAAAAGAGAUACCUCUAGUGCUACUGAUGUUACUCUUAAAAGAGAUGCCGGUGUUUUCACUGAAAUAUCACCCAAAAGAGAUACUUCUAGUACUACUGAUGUUACUUCCAAAAGAGAUACCUCUAGUGCUACUGAUGCUACUUCCAAAAGAGAUGCCUGUGUUUUCACUGAAAUUUCACCCAAAAGAAAUACUUCUAGUGCUACCGAAGUUUUAGCCAGAAAAGAUGCCGCCGUUUGCACUGAAUUUUCCAUCAGAAAAAAUGUAGCUAGUUCUACUGAACCACCUAACAGGAAAGAUGCCUCUAGUGCUACUGAAACACCUUGCAGAAGUGAUGCCUCUAGUUAUACUGAAGUUCCUUCUCGAAAAGACGUUGCCUCUUCCACUGAAGUAUCAUCCAAAAGAGAUGUCUCUUGCGCUACUGACAUCGCUUUUAGGAAGGAUGCCUCUAGUUCUACUGAACGUUCUAUUAGAAAUGCGGCUAGCUCUACCGACGUUUCUGUUAGGAAGGAUGCAUCCAGUUCCACUGAAGUUGUAUCUAGAAAAAACGCAUUCAGUUCUACCGAACGUUCUAUUAGAAAUGUAGCCUGUUCUACUGACGUUACUAUGAGAAGAAAUGCAUAUAGUUCUACUGAAGAUUUAACACCCGUUGCAAGUUUUAGUGUGGUUACUGAGAAGCCUGUGAGCGCCCUAGAGCCACAAACAGCCACGACGUUUACACAGCCGGAGAAGCCUGUUAUACAGGUUUCUGUGCCUGUGGUACAAGACUCAGUUCCACCUAUUGUAGUUCCUAGAGCGCAAGACGCACAAGUGACAGUGACAGUACCAGUUCAGCCUAAGGAAGCAAAAGAAUCUCAGCCCAAUGUAACUUCCAAAGAAGCUCCCAAGGAAGGACCUAAACCUUCCCACGUUUUACAGACUCCUUCAGAAGAGCUUAAAGAGCCUCAGCAGAAGCCUUCUGAAGCUAAAGCAGCUCCUACUCCUCUAGCUUCAGGCCUUAAAACGCCAGCUUCCCCUGAUCACGAGCAUGUUGCAGCUCAGGCUAAAGAAGCAGUCCUUCCUGUUUCUGAAGCCGCAGCUCCAGCUUCGAAGCAGGCAGAAACCCCGGUACCUAAGGUUGCUUUACCUAAACAAGUUCCAGAGGCACCCAAAUCAGCAGUUCCUAAACCUGCUCAGCCCAAGGAGAAUAUACAGUCUCUCCCUAAAGCUGCACACCCUAUGGAGUUUCCUUCCGCUGAAGCUUCUAAGGAAGAAACUAAAGUUGCUCAACCUAAAGCUGCCCAACCCAAACCAAUUAAGACUGAGCCUCCAAAGACUCAGCCAUCCGAGCCUCAGCCAACCGAAUCUGAACCCACCAAAGUUGAAACAGCCAUUUCCGAACCUGUUGUACCACAAACACCUCAACUGAUCAGUCCCGAACCACCUGUGGCUCAACCAAGUAUGACCGAAGAUGCUUCCAGCAACCUGAGAGGUAUAGGCACAGAAGAAACUACACCCGUUGUUUCAGUUCCACUGAUAGUUCCAUUGCAGCCAGAAUUUGAAAUUAAGACUCCUGUUGAAGGUGAGUCCAGUUCUUCAACUCCUUCCGAGUCCGAAAUCACUGAUUCUACAGCUUUGAAUGAGGAGAGAGUCGUAAGUGAUAAAGUUGAUGGUUUAGCCAGUAUUAGUACAGGAAGGCGCGAAUCGUAUGAAUCUACUGAAUCAGGCACUGACUCCUACACAAGUGACGGCACUUCAUUCCGUAUUGAUACAGCUGACAUUGAGUCUAUUAGUUCCGGUAAAGUUGAAAAUGAGAUUAUCCCAGGUGAUUCAGUUGAGGAAAAGAUUGAUAAUUAUGACGAACUAAUCUCUCUUUUAAUUUCUGAACCUGUGAAACAAGAUGAGUCCUCUGAAAUAGCCGAGAGUAAACCGAUUGAAUCACUUAUGCCUGAAGAACAAUCUAUUCAGCCAUCUGCCGAAUCUGUUAUUUCCAGUUUACCUGAACAGAAAACAGUUCAAAGCUCUGAUGUUGAGGAUUUCAGCAAACCAGAGGAGUCUUCAUUGCCUUCAACUGAACAUACACCAGCACCUGUGUCUGAUGAUCUGACAAAAACAGACGAUGUGGAUAAGGCAGAGACCGAAACACCUGUAAUUCAUCCAGCACAACCUGAGACUGCACCCGAAUCGGUACCUGAGAUUAAAGAACCUGCGGAAUCACAGAUUGUACAGGUAUCUGUACUUCAACCUGUAACAGAACCUGUAUCCGUUACUGAGGAGACUACUGAACCUCAAACAGCACCACCUCCUACUGUAACUGGAGGAGCUGAUGAAUCUGAAUCAACUGAUCAAGAUACAACACCUGUUUUGACUUCAGCUACUCAGGAUCAAACAUCUAGUGUUACAUUAACUUCAGCUACUGACUCUCAACCAACAUCUGUUUCUGUAAUUUCUGAAGCUAAAGAAGAAUUAGAACAACAAACUAAAGAAUCACAACAACCAGACGCUUCUAAGACUGAGGAACCGGUUAAAGAAUCACAACAACCAGACGCUUCUAAGACUGAGGAACCGGUUAAAGAAUCAGAACAACAAACUAAAAAAUCAGAACAACAAGCUGAUGAAACCAAGUCUGAACAGCCUAAAGAAUCACAACAACCAGACGCUUCUAAGACUGAGGAACCAACUAAAAAAUCCGAAGCUGCUCCUACUCACACUCCCACUACACCUGCCCAGCAGUCGAACCCUAAGCUGUACACAACAGAUCCCAACGACAACACCAAGUUUGUUGAACUCGCCACCAAUGCCUACAGUGUGACUCAGAAUGGCGAUAUCACCACUUUCACCAUUGGUGACUCCGCCAACUGCACCAAGCUGACGUUCGAAAACGUUUUGAUGUGGCAGUACGAUUCCAGUAAACGUGGCGGCUUAUACCCCAAGACACUGGAUUACAACCAGUCAAGCAACGUCCUGGUUCUCAAAUUCGAAGGCUUUGAGAUAACGUUUGAAAAGGAGAAUGGAAACUGGGUGUACACCGAGGCCGAUACGUCAAAGGCUGCUAAACAAGCACAACCUGCUAAACAAGCACAAGAAUCACAACAACCAGACGCUUCCAAGUCUGAGGAACCACCUAAAGAAUCACAACAACCAGACUCUACUAUGUCUGAGGAACCUGUUAAGGUUGACGAUUCUUCAGAGCCGGCUAAAGAGGCCGAUACGUCAGGACAGCCGCAAGACCAGCUACCUGUUACUGACCCAGGUGUAACUGCUUCUGUUCCAGAGGUAACUUCUCAGCCACAAGUCGAAAUAACUGCCACUGUUCCUGAGGUAGCCGGCCAACCAUCUACGACUGUACCAGAGGUAACUGGUCAACCGACGACACUAACAGAACAGCCAAAAGAAGAAACUAAACCAGUUGCUGAACCUGCACAACCAUCAGAGGAAGCUGAGCCAGUUCCUGUUACUGUGCCCGAACAAUUACCGGCACAACCGACGACAAUUCCAGAUCAAUCCGCGCCACCUGAUCCUAAAGAAGAAAUAGCCAAGCCGCAUGAAGAAUCUAAGCCAAUGAAAGAAACAGCUCCAGAAGUAGCUUCACAACCACCUUCAGGUGCCACUGAAGAUAAAACAGCUGACGUCGAUUCUGCUGAUGUAGGUCAGGAUUUCACUCUCGUUAUAGAUGCUACUGAUCAUGAUGCGACUAAGUACGUUGUCACAGUAAGAGAUGCUAAUACCACUGAGUAUACUAUUAAGAACGGAAAUAAUUGUGUCGAAGUUCAAUUUAAUGGAAAACAGGUUUGGAAAUAUGAUAGUAGCGAUGCCAACGCUAAAUAUCCUGCUUCGAUGAAGUAUGAUAGUAAGAGGAAAAGGGUUCGAAUUAAUUUCGGAACUGAGAUUGAAAGCUUUUCAACUAAAUGA